AUCCUAAACGCGAUAAUAAUUAUGAUGAUGAAACCAACAUUACGAAUACAAAUGUGGAUACUGAUAGCAGUUCAAAAAUUUUGGACAAAAGAUAUGAGUCUGACUGCCUAGAUGAUAUAAACAAUAAAAUCAAAACCAGGAAUCACCGCGAGAGAAAAAUUAAAGAACCAAGGUUACUUCCCGUCAACUCAACCAUUGAUGUGGAACUACGAAAAAAUGGGAUCGAAAAUGACGAAACGCUUGAAAAGCUUAGAGAUGCUGCCCCUGGAAAUAAUGAAU
Racocetra fulgida is the source of this 279-nucleotide messenger RNA. The record is from the annotation of a GenBank genome assembly. Lineage: Eukaryota; Fungi; Glomeromycota; Glomeromycetes; Diversisporales; Gigasporaceae.